CUUGGUGUUGCGGGAAAUAUGAACUUAAAUUACGUUCAGUCUAAAUACUUUAUAUUAAUUCAGAAUAUUUUCAUAAAAUUUAUAAUUUGAAAUAUUUAAGUUAUGCUUGGAAUGGAACAACUCAAAGUCAAAAUCAAAGACUGUACAAUAAAAAUAAAAGCCUUAUCAUCUAACCAUAAAGUUAAACAAAAAUUUGAAAAAGAAUUGGAAUGUCAUCAAAAUGUUCAAAUGGCAAAGGAAAACAUUACAUCAUUAUUUUUGGAUGUGGAACAUAUUAUCCAAGACAUAUAUAGUUAUUUUAUAUCGAUGACUUCUAUUGAUGAUGUUAUGAAAAAUUUGCCUGAGACUGGUCAACUACUGAGUGAAUUGUCUCAUAUACCAAUAAUGCAGAUGUGCCCUCAGCUCUUUACAGCCUGGUUGAAGUGUGUGCUUUGGUUCUACAAGAGAGAUGCAUUGUCACCUAUUGAAGUUAAAGCAAGAGAUUGGGCUCUAAAACUUCUUCAUUCUACAGUGUCAUACCAGAUGAAGGCAGGUGACCCAGCUUUAAGAAACCUUGCAAUGAUGCCAUCGGUAUUACUCAAGAAACAAUUAUCGCAUAACAUUUACAAAAUAACACAAUUGUUGGAGACGAGAAAUGGUCGUCACUGGGAUUCAAGUACAGGUUCUUACAGACUGUCCACCUGUGAGCAGGUCAGCGUGUUGAAGGAUCUCUCCAACGUCUUGUUGACCAUGCAUCAUGAAAAUGAGUUCUGUUCACUGUGGCUUACAGUUCUCCAACAGUUGUCGCAGUGUCCACUUGAUGAAGAUAUUUUGAAUAUCUAUCUAAGACUGACCGUAUCCCAGAAAGGAGCUUACAGUGGAGAGUGUAAGGUGAACUUGCCAUACAAUUCACUUGUUCUUUUAUGGAGCUCACACCUCCCCGCUCUCGAACAGGAAGUACUUGAAAUGGUUCAUGCAGUUUCAUUAUUUUUGGGUCUUCCUUUCAUCGUAAAGAAGAUAAUAAAGUCUAGGAAUUUAGCCGUAGCAUGUUCAGAAAACUAUCAAGUUGCACAUGCAGUUCAUCAGAUGCUGUACAGUUUACUUGUUAAGACUGGAGGUGCUGGCUUAAUGUCUGAUACCGUAACACAGUUUUAUGAGUGUGUCCGUGAAGGUGGAGAACAAAACAACAUCAAAGAUGUUUGUUUGCCGCACUCAUCAUUAUACCGUCCAGAACUUCAGCCUCUGGUUAGUCUACUCAGUUAUCCAACUAACAAUUUGGGUGCAGAAACAGUAAAUCACCGUUUGAAACAGAUCAGUGACGUGAUUUCUCUUGUCUUAAAAUCGACCAGUGGAAGUCCACAAAUGAUGAGUUCACUUGCCAUGCUCGCACUCGAGUUUAAACACUGGAUCUACAGAGCAAUGUGGCAUGUAAUACUGUGUGAUAAAAAGAAUGUUGACAGCUGUUUAGAUGUCAUAUACCUCUCCGAGUUUUACAACACAGACGUAGAGGGUUUGAAGUCUUCUAUCAGAGAAAUGGUGCACUGUUUACGAGGGUUGGUUGGAAAAACAAACCUAAAACUGCCAGACAUCGAGUACACUGUUUCCAGCAGUAUAAAGCCAGACAGAGACAACAGCACGGCUCGUCAGAUUCUGGUCGUUUUUCUCUUGCAGUCUGUGUCUGGCCUUCACCUUGCUGGGGAAAUCUUAAGACUGGCAACAUGUAACACCAGCAGUAGAGAUCAUCUGUAUGUGCUGCUUUAUGCUCAUCAAAUAUUUAAUAUUGACAUGACCACAUGGUCGCCCUACAAGGCAUCGCGAUACACACAGCUGCUGAAAACAUUGAGAGAGAAACUUUCAUAUGAAAGUGAAGAGCAAGAAGAAUCAGGAAUUAAAUCUGUACAGAAUCACAAAAACAUCUUGAUUGAAUUAGAAACAUUAUUGUGUAUGCCUGCAUUGUGUCGGUAAUGCACUCCUGCUGUAUUGUAUUGUUUUUAAACAGUUGUAAAGACCAUCAAAGGGUUCGACAAUGACAAAGUCCUUGUGAUGAAGGGGUUCAUGGAAUGUUUUGAAAUGUUAUACAAGUUGUCCUUUAUAUCAGAUUUGUGGUUCAAUUUUGUGAGGACUAUUUCAGCAGCUGAUAUUUGUAUGUAAAAAGAAGAAGAAAUGUUUUAUUUAAAGAUUCACUUAAUGACGCCACUCAACACAUUUUAUUUAUGGUUAUAUGGCGUCAGACAUAUGGUUAAGGACCACACAGAUAUUGA
Molecule: messenger RNA, 2240 nt
Organism: Gigantopelta aegis
Lineage: Eukaryota; Metazoa; Mollusca; Gastropoda; Neomphalida; Peltospiridae
Product: Fanconi anemia group C protein homolog
Exons: 11
Coding region: 103-1944 (613 amino acids)
Biological process (GO): cellular response to oxidative stress; interstrand cross-link repair; nucleotide-excision repair
Cellular component (GO): Fanconi anaemia nuclear complex
Source: RefSeq, a predicted model, not a curated record